Molecule: messenger RNA, 1872 nt
Organism: Sabethes cyaneus
Lineage: Eukaryota; Metazoa; Arthropoda; Insecta; Diptera; Culicidae
Gene: Ndfip
Product: NEDD4 family-interacting protein 1-like
Exons: 2
Coding region: 446-1138 (230 amino acids)
Biological process (GO): ubiquitin-dependent protein catabolic process; metal ion transport; vacuolar transport
Cellular component (GO): Golgi apparatus; perinuclear region of cytoplasm; endoplasmic reticulum
Molecular function (GO): WW domain binding
Source: RefSeq, a predicted model, not a curated record
CGAAUCAAAAAUAUUGAACUUCGUUGUGGUCGAACGGGUCGAACCAUUAUACAUAUUGGUCAAACCGAAAUACUGAAAAAUUAGAGGAUAACUAGCAACUUUGCUGAUGUAGUAAUGGUAGUACAUCACGGAAAGGAAAAAAGGGAAAUAAGACGAAACGACGACAAAAGUUACACAAGUCAAUCAUUAGCACUUCAGCAGAGCCAGAUCAGGGCAACAGUGUCAAAACGCAACAAAUCGAUAGAACUCCGCCAGAGUUUUGUUUUGCUGCUAGGUUUGGCAGACAACGAAGAAGAAAAUAAAUUUUGUUUUUACUGAAAAGUGUUAAUUCUGUGUAGUUCUUAUAUCGCAGCAGGCGACAAAUUCGACAGUGAAUCUAUCGUAAACACCUAUAGAGGAAGAGAAAAGUCUCGAGCCUAUCGAAUCGAAAGCGCAAGAGAGCAAGAUGCCUGCGCCCAACAACAACAAUAACAACAACGAUGACGACGAUUUGCCUCCGCCUAAGGCUGAUUUCAGUGCACCGCCACCGUAUGAGGUAACAGACACUACCAGCCGGUAUGGAACACCAGAACACGAAAUAAAUACUAAGCUACCAACGUACGAGGAGGUGCAAAUGGAAAAGAUGAUCAAUCACGAGGAUCCGAUACCACCAGGAACGGGAGGUCAAAUGCCACCGCCUCCGCCGAGCAUCACCGGUCGACCGCUGGGACCGGCAGGCCGAUCGGCUGGAGGCGUAGGCGGCGGUGCCCCGGCCGUAACGUUUAUCGCAAUCGAUGCCGACGGCGAAAAUAUUACCGCAGACAAGAGUCUGCUGGGAACGGACAUUGUAUUUGUGACGGCCUUUCUGGUAUCGUUCUUCUUUAACUGGAUCGGUUUUCUAAUGUUGACCUGCUUCUGUCACACAAUUGCCGCCCGUUACGGAGCACUUUCUGGAUUCGGCCUCUCACUGGCUAAAUGGACUUUGAUCGUGAAACAUUCGACUGAUUUUGCUUCGCACGAGAAUUCCUGGCUGUGGUGGCUGAUAAUGGCAUUCGGUCUUCUCAUCUGCGUUCGGGCUAUCGUCCAGUACGUCAGUAUCAAGCGAACCUGGCGUUUGUUGUCGACGUCCGCCCAAGAAAGCUUGCUCUUCUUCUACUGAGUUACGUGUGCCGCUUGAACAAAGCGAUUAUUUACAAAAUUGGACUCCUGCAAACCGAAUUACAUUUCCUAUUCAAACCAGAAACAGCCUGUCGAUGGUAAAUAAGUGAUUGGUGCACCUGCGUGACAGCGAUGCCGCAGGGAUUUGCCGAAGAUUUUGAUCGAACUGUUGAACAACUUAUGUCUGGUUUUGUGAUAAAACAAUCAAAUUGCUCGAUUCCCAUGUUCUACAAACAUUCCCUUUAUUUCCUUAAUACCAUUUCUAUGUUGUUAUUGUUGUUUUCUCAAUCAUUUUUGUUUUUCAGAAAACCAGCAAAAUAGUAGAGUGUAAUGUAACUUGCAGUACUAGAAUGUCGUCAUUUGAGGUCUAGUCGAGCUUCAGAAAAUACAAUGGAUGUGUAGAACUCUGUCGCUUUUUAGCCGUCGUUAUUUUCUUUGUUUCCAACUCGUCAUACCAACUUUUUUAUCAGUAAGUUUGAAUUAACGGAAGUCAAGUGGAAGCACUUCCGCUAACGCUCAUUUGUUCUCUGUUAUGCUAAACUGUUUAUCAUCGAAAUUAAAACGUUGUAAUGCCGUUUAUACACGGUCGCAUGUCGAAUAAAUUCAACGCACUGCAAUUAAAUAAUAGAGCAUAUUUUUGUACUUGUAAAUAGGCUUCAGUGUGAAAUAAUUAAACUAACCAACAACUAUAAUCCAAAUGUGAAUAUGACAAACAUAAUUCAAAUAAAAUAUAUU